GCUAAGUCUUCUCUCGUAGACCCUAAAUAAGAACAAGAAGAAGAAGAAGAUGGAAGAGGAAUUGAUCAAGAUGCAGAGGUCGUUGAUGGCGAGGAGGAAGGUGAGGCAGUACAAGAAAUCGGACGCUCCGCGGAUGCGAUGGACGGAGGAGCUCCACCGCAGCUUCGUCGCAGCAGUCGAGUUCCUCGGAGGUGAAACUAGAGCUACGCCAAAGAGAAUUUUGGAAGCCAUGGGCGUUAAAGGAAUAGGCAUGUCUCAAGUUAAAAGUCAUCUUCAGAUGUACAGGAGCGGGUCGAGCCUCCACAACGUCCACCAGCUGCUUCCUAAAGAGAAUCCUUGGAGACGACGACGACAGCUGCAACUGGAACUUCCUCCGCAAGAACUUAUCGCUUUCCCUCGCGCAAACCCAAAUCCUUCUCUGCUCCUCCGUAGAGCGCCAUUGGAAGCGUCGCUGAGAGAUGCCAAGAGCAUCACAGUGCCUGUGUCAAAUGCUAGCGGGCGUGGCCAGUGCUGGGGUUUGAGGAGCUAUGCAACGUCCGAGGGCGGGAACAAUGGAGCAGUAGUAGUGAAGCAGCACCAUGAGUUGAGUUUAGAAUUGACCAUCUCGUUGCCUUGCAGUUCCUAGCUGAUCAUCUGUUUGUAGAAUAUAUAGGACUCGUCGUAUAAAUUUCUACAGAAUUUUCUGUCCCCAAAACUUUCUGAGUGAUCCAGGGAGAUUUUGGGACGGAAACUUUUGUAAGGAUCAACCUAGCUAUAUGUGUGUACGCACUUGUGCAAUGUAU
This is a messenger RNA of Zingiber officinale, 782 nucleotides long. Its product is annotated as transcription factor HHO5-like. Gene Ontology annotation, molecular function: DNA-binding transcription factor activity; DNA binding. The record is from RefSeq and is a predicted model, not a curated record. The transcript is spliced from 3 exons. Lineage: Eukaryota; Viridiplantae; Streptophyta; Magnoliopsida; Zingiberales; Zingiberaceae. The coding region runs from base 50 to 625 and encodes 191 amino acids.